AUGGGCAAGUUUUUUGAAACCAUUCCCGAGUACCUGGCGAUUUGGAUCCUGGAACAGAAGGUGUUCUGGGUUGCGACCUCACCGCUCUCGGCGUCCGGCCAUGUCAAUGUGUCGCCCAAGGGCGGCCCCUACUUUGGACUCCUGGACGACAAGACAUUCUGGUACAUGGACCUCACCGGCAGCGGCAACGAAACCAUCUCGCACCUUUACGAGCCCGGCAACGGCCGCAUCACCGUCAUGUUCAACUCGUUCGAGGGCUCACCUCGCAUCGUCCGCCUGUUUGGUCAUGGCUCGGUCCUUGAGCGAGGGAUGCAAGACUUUGACGAUUUCGUUAAGAAGCACGACGUCGAGGUCAUCCCGAGCUCCAGGUCCAUCAUCAUCGUCAGGAUACACCAGGCUGCGAGCUCGUGCGGGUUUUCUGUCCCGUUCUACGAAUUCAAGAGCUUCCGAAAUACGCUGAACGAGGUCUUUGCCAAAAGGGAAGAGAAAUAUCGGCAGGGUAACGAGGAGGAGAAGGUGGAAAGGUACUGGGCCUGGAAGAAUGCAUAUAGCGUCGACGGUCUGCCAGGGAUGCAAAUCGGAUGCCGGACGGGCAAAGAGGAGGGCAUUGCCCCCAUCGAGAAAAUGGUCGGUCCUAUGGCGCCCCGGGCCUACCGCAACGACCAAAGGUUCACUACCUGGCACCUCGUCCUCGUCGCGCUUCUAUCGGCCAUCUGUACAGCGAUCUCGCUCUCGAUACUGCUUGGUGUGCUCCCACACAGCUCCUAUCUCUCAGGCGUCUAG
Messenger RNA from Parathielavia appendiculata, 783 nucleotides. RefSeq lists its product as uncharacterized. The record is from RefSeq and is a predicted model, not a curated record. The coding region runs from base 1 to 783 and encodes 260 amino acids. NCBI's taxonomy places the organism in Eukaryota, Fungi, Ascomycota, Sordariomycetes, Sordariales, Chaetomiaceae. The transcript is spliced from 2 exons.